This is a messenger RNA of Capronia epimyces CBS 606.96, 1050 nucleotides long. RefSeq lists its product as uncharacterized. The coding region runs from base 1 to 1050 and encodes 349 amino acids. NCBI's taxonomy places the organism in Eukaryota, Fungi, Ascomycota, Eurotiomycetes, Chaetothyriales, Herpotrichiellaceae. The record is from RefSeq and is a predicted model, not a curated record. Gene Ontology annotation, cellular component: cytosol. The transcript has a single exon.
AUGUCUACAGCCACAGCCGCACCUCCAGCCACGGACAAGACCAAGACCAAGACCAAGAGGAAGAGAAUCGAAAUCAUCAUCGGCGGACCAAUACUAGGGCCUCAGAGCGAGUACGCGACGGCGUCGAAGCUCGAAGCUCUAGUAUCGCUCUGCCAGUCGCACUCGAUCACAGCGAUUGACGAAGCCAAGAUCUACGCGGCCAGCGAGGCGUUCGUGGGGGCGACGCGGCUCGGAGCGCAAGGGUUCCGAAUCGACACCAAAACGCCCGGCGGGUGGGAGCCAGGGUCGUCGACGCGGGCCGGCGUGGUCUCCAACCUGCGCUCGAGCCUGCAGCGGCUGGGGGUCGAGCAGGCGCACGUGUUCUACCUGCACGCGCCGGACGCGGCGGUGGCGCUGGACGAGACGCUGGCGGGCGUCAACGACGCACACCAGGCCGGGCUGUUCUCGCGGUUCGGGCUGUCGAACUUUCCGCCGCGCGAGGUCGAGCGCGUCUACGAGACGGCCAGGGCCAACGGCUACGUGCUGCCCACCGUCUAUCAGGGCUGCUAUAGCCCCGUGACCAGGAAGCCCGAGGACGUGCUGCUGCCGCUGCUGCGCAGGCUGGGCUUCAGCUUCUACGCCUACAGUCCGCUGGCGGGCGGGUUCUUGACCAAGACCAAAGACCAGAUCCUCGCCGGCGUCGGGCGAUUCAACCCCAACGACAUGUAUGGCGCCAUGUAUCGCCAGAUGUUUGGGAAGCCCAACUAUCUCGACUCGCUGGCUGCUUGGGCCGAAAUCGCCGACCAGGAGGGCGUGUCCAGAGCCGAGCUGGCCUAUCGCUGGGUCGCCUGGUCGAGUGCCCUGAACGAGGAGUGCGGAGAUGCCUUGAUCUUGGGCUGCAGCUCGCUCGAUCAGAUGACCCAGGCUGUCUGCGGCAUCGAGAAGGGUCCACUCUCCGACCAGGCUCAAAGUGCCAUCGAUGCCCUCUGGGCUAAGGUCCAGCAUGAGGCCCUGAUGGACAAUUUCGAGGCUGCCCAGCUGGGGAGACUAGAUGGUCCAACAGCUAGCUAA